Messenger RNA from Cryptomeria japonica (Japanese cedar), 2542 nucleotides. RefSeq lists its product as uncharacterized. Lineage: Eukaryota; Viridiplantae; Streptophyta; Pinopsida; Cupressales; Cupressaceae. The transcript is spliced from 2 exons. Gene Ontology annotation, molecular function: ubiquitin protein ligase activity. Gene Ontology annotation, biological process: protein ubiquitination. The coding region runs from base 394 to 1977 and encodes 527 amino acids. Gene Ontology annotation, cellular component: cytoplasm. The record is from RefSeq and is a predicted model, not a curated record.
UUUUAGCCUUUCUGAUCGUAAUUUCCCCAUAAAAGAUAGGUACCAGUACCACCUCGUGUGAAUCACCCCUUCUCUAUCAUAGUUUUACCGUUAUCUAGUCAAACAUGCAAAUGCAUCCUAGCCUUGAAAGGGAAGUAAACAAUAGUAUAUUUGUUACAUAAUUAAAGAAGAGACUUGAAAAUGAAAACAAUUGAUAAUUUGUCAGAUGUUGAAAAAUGGGCUUCAGGGUCUUCUCACUAUAAUUGCAACGGAAGGAUUCUCAUUUGUUGAUCCAUCUUGCGUGUGCUCUGUGUUGUGCUGCUGUGGGAAGUUCGGAACAACGGUGGCCGGUGAUACAGCCUAAUCAAAAUAUCUCUUUUUGCUUCAGAGAAAUCCUCAUUACCUCGCCCUACAAUGGCCGAUCAACAACCAAACCAGACCUUGGAGGCUCCAGAUGCCCAAAAUCCAACCGCCCACGAAAAUAAUGGAGAGAACAAUUCAUAUUGGUGUUAUCAAUGCAACAAACUGGUUAAUCUGGAACCCCAUGAAGAGGGAUCCCAGAUUCUUUGUAGCGAAUGUCACGGUGGGUUUGUGGAGGCUAGAACUACUGCUGAGGUUACGCCUAAUGACCAUAGGGCAAAUAGCAGGGCUAGGCGCCAGAGGUCUGGAAGGAUUGAGAGGGGUGAUAUUACUUAUCAGAGGAAUGUACUCAGGGUUUUGAGAAUGUUGACAGAGCUUACUCAGUCAAGUCCUAGGAUCCAACGGGCACGAGUAGCUAGGGAUGGAACCUUGGGGGAAACAAGGAGCCAGGGCGGAAGUCAGCCGGAUUCCCAGGAGGGGUCUCUUGUGGUCAGUCAGCCAAAUAUAGGACACCUGCAAUCUGAUUUUCUUGAUAGUCAGCCAAAUCUGGGGCACACACAAGAUGCAUCCGUUGAUAACGAGUCAAGCUUAGGCCAAACACAGACUGCAUUUGGUGAUAAUCAGCAAAAUUUUGGCCAUUCACAAGCCGCAUUUAUUGAUAAUCUGACAAUUUUGGGAAACCCACAAUCUGAAUCUAAUGAUAAUCACACAAAUUUGGGACAGCCACAAUCUGAAUCUGAUGAUAAUCAGGCUAAUUUAGUUCGUGCAGGUGCCUCAGAAAAUGGAAACGAUGAAGUUAUCGAAGCCAGUGACUUUCUGGAUGAGGGUAACGAGGAGGAUGAUGACAAUGUUCUGAAUAUUGAAUUAGAUAUGUGGGAUUCAUUUGGGUAUGAUGAUGAUGAUGAGGAUGACGAUGAUGCAGAUGAGGAAGAUGAGGAAGAAAACGAUGCAUGGGAAGAGGUUGGUGAAGGGGAUACUGCAGAAGGACAAGGUGAAGAAGGUGCUGAUGAUGUAGGGGCUGGUUUGAGCUCUGGGGAAACUAACGGGGCUGGCGUGGAGGGACAAAGGAGGCCGAAUGCGAGGAGGGAUGUUUUGAGACUACGCAUAAGGGACUGGACCUCAUUAUCUCGUGGGGCAACACUUGAAACAUCAGGAAGAAGUAUUGAUUGGCACGACAUAAUGCAAGGUCUGGAGGACAAUACUAUCGAGUUGAGAUUGAGUCUUCCUGAAGAGGAUACAUAUGUGGGUAAUCCAGCAGACUAUGUUGAUGAUGCUGGCUAUGAAAUUCUGCUUCAGAAUUUUGCUGAAAAUGACAAUACUCACAGAGGUGCUCCUCCAGCCGCGAAAUCUGCGAUUGAGGGUCUGCCUGCAGUUGAAAUAUGCCAAGAGGAUAUUGAAAGUGGGGCUGCAUUGUGUGCAAUCUGUAAGGACAUGAUUCCUUUAGGGGAGACAGGGAAACGAUUACCCUGCCAGCAUCUCUAUCAUGGUGACUGCAUCAUCCCUUGGUUAAGUUCUAGAAAUUCAUGCCCAAUAUGUCGAUAUGAAUUACCUACUGAUGAUGCCGAUUAUGAAGAACAGAAGAAGCAACACACUGUGAUACAGUCUACAAAUUCAGACUCUGGUAUGGCAUCACCCUAAUGGAGGUCUCUCCUAGGACAAAAAUAUGAACUGAACAUAUGAAGUUUAUAGGUCAUAGUUUUCAGUGUUUUGUCAUUUCCAGUUUGCUGCAAUUGUAUUGACAGGCUUAUUGGUAGAUUAUUCGAAUUGAUCGUAGUAAAGCAAAGCAAAUCAUUCAGGAAAUGAACAAACUCAGAUAUUAUUUGAUGCAUACCUGCUAUUGAUCACAAGUAAAAUUCACAAUGCAAAAUUCUUCUAGAUGGACUCGGUAUGUCAAGCAUAUUCUGGCAUGCAUGUUUCCAUCAAUCUUUCUUGUAAUGCUCACUUGGUGUUAUCUGUAUUGAACAUCUGAAAUCCCAGUGCAGAGAUAAUGGAUGUUGAUUUGUAAAGCAAAUCUUCACCUUGUUUUUGGGUAUGGUUGUCAAACUUGAAACUUGACAGUUUUGUGAAACAUUUCAAAUUACUGCACAUUCAUUCAGAUUACUGGAUGCCCUGCUUUUGUUGACUUAUAUUGCACUUUGAUUUGAUGCAUUUCAAAUCAUGUAAAUUCUGAUUCUCAGGCAAUAAAGUGAACUUUCUAUCGAAA